AUGGGCCGUGGCAUGUGCUUGAACCUCGUCAAGAAAGGUUGUCUAGACAAACCACUCCUCGUCUACAAUCGUACCCAGAAACGAUCUGAAGACUUUGUAGCCCAAGUCGGCUCGGACCAUGCCAAGAUGUGUACCUCAUUGCACGAGGGUGUCGGCUCCUGUGACAUUACUUUCUCUUGGUUGGGCUUAGACUCUGCUGUUGCGGAUAUCUACGAGUCCAUGGCCGAAGGAGGUGACAUCUGCGGGAAACUCUUUAUCGGGUGUUCAACUAUUUCCCCAGAAUUAAGAUUGCGAAACUGA
Fusarium fujikuroi IMI 58289 is the source of this 300-nucleotide messenger RNA. RefSeq lists its product as uncharacterized. Lineage: Eukaryota; Fungi; Ascomycota; Sordariomycetes; Hypocreales; Nectriaceae. The coding region runs from base 1 to 300 and encodes 99 amino acids. Gene Ontology annotation, molecular function: NADP binding; oxidoreductase activity, acting on the CH-OH group of donors, NAD or NADP as acceptor. The record is from RefSeq and is a predicted model, not a curated record. The transcript is spliced from 2 exons.